AUACAAAAUGGCGUGAAAUAUGAGUGGUGAAAAUCCUUGCAAAGCUUUGAGCAUCGAGCAGAUUAUUCUGCGAUCUACGAGGUCAGGAGACAUUGAAGAGUUCGGUGCUUGUUUGAAUAAGUCGAGGGUGGAGAUAUUGAACUGGAGGCACUCAAGAUCGGGCGAAUCUUGUUUGUUAUUGUGCGCUCGUUAUGGACAGGUUGAUAUGUUGAGAUGUUUAGUGGAAGAUUGUGGUGAAAGUUUAGAGCAAUGGAAUAGCGACGGCAAGAGAGCGCUUCACGAGGCUGCUCUUGGAGGACAUCUCGAAUGUGUGAGAUAUUUAAUCAAUAAAGAUGUCGAAAUUGAUUGUUUGAAGAGAGCUGACUGGACACCACUGAUGCUUGCAUGCACAAAAGACAAUAUGGAUAUAAUUUCGGAGUUAAUUGAAGCUGGAGCGAAUCCUAAGUUAUCAAACAAAGAUGGAUGGACGGCUUUUCAUAUAGCAACAAGAGAAGGUCAUCUUGGAAUUGUCCAAUACUUCCUGGACAUGUUUCCUACUAUCUGGGAUACUGUGAGUAACAAUGGUAGAACUCCUCUGCACACAGCAGCAUUACAUGGCCAUUUGGAAACAGUUGAGCUUCUUUUAAAAUGUGGCCAUUAUAAGCCAGACUGCAUGGAUUCAUGUGGUACCACACCACUAAUGGACAGCAUUAGAGGGAAUUUUGUUGACGUAGCAGAUCUUUUGAUUACCAAGCACCAUGCCAGGUCAGAGGCCAGGGAUAAACUAGGACGUCAGUGUAUCCAUAUUGCAGCGCAGUCCGGUUCCUUGUCAUCCCUCAAGUUCCUGGUGGAUACAGAAAAGGUUGAUGUUCAAAAUGGGACAGAUUUUUCGGGAAUGACAGCUUUACACGUUGCUGCAAAGGAAGGACAUGAUAACGUUGUCUCUUUUUUGUUGGAAAAUGGUAGCAGAAUAAACUCCAAAGACAAAAACGGCAGAACAGCUCUUCACCUUGCGUCAGCUGCUGGUCAGACAUGCACUGUAUACCGUCUGGUGAACCACUCUGCUUGUGACGUCACCACAAGGGACAAUAAGGAACUCGUCGCAGCAGAUUAUGCUCUAAAAACUGAUGUUAUACAGAUCUUUACAAGGUCAACAAGAGCGAAGGUUGAAGCUGCCCAGACAACGUGACCUGAGCAACGAGUUUAAUUACUCUAGGAUAUCGCUGUCCACCAAACACUCUAAUGUUACCCGCUGUUCGGUUUGACUGUAAUUAAACCUUAGCAUUCCUCAGUUGGUCACACUCUUUAAUAAUUUUUAGGCAGUAAUUUUAGAGCUGCAUGUAAUUUUAUAUCAUUUCAAACAUGGUUAA
Messenger RNA from Dendronephthya gigantea, 1349 nucleotides. Its product is annotated as ankyrin repeat domain-containing protein 16-like. Lineage: Eukaryota; Metazoa; Cnidaria; Anthozoa; Malacalcyonacea; Nephtheidae. The transcript is spliced from 8 exons. Gene Ontology annotation, molecular function: protein binding. The record is from RefSeq and is a predicted model, not a curated record. The coding region runs from base 20 to 1168 and encodes 382 amino acids.